AUGCUGGACCUGAUGGAACGCGCAUCUGAUGAUGCUUUUGAUGAUACUGUGGAUGCUCCCGUGCCCCUCGAAACGCUAGGAAUAGAUCAGCUGAAACUAAGCGGAACAUCUCUAAUUCUCCGAGAUUUUGAUAAAAAGUACAUCUACAAGGUCAUCAAGCUCCAUUCCGCUACCGAAGCGCUUUUCUACUCAAUUGCAUAUCGCAUAUAUCCCCCGAAUGUGGACGAUUUACGAGUUAACAAUAUUAACCCAAAGACCUUCAAAAAUGUUUCCUACUUAGUUGAGCAGGAAAUGAUCCCUCAGUUUUAUGGAAUUACCACCAUCUCAAGGAACGGUUGGUUCUCACAUUCUCACUCUUCCUUAGACUAUUCCUGGUACGAGCUCGGAAAAAACGCGACGAAGAACGAAAACAUAUACAGAGCGAUUAAAUUGGAGAAUCUGCUAAGGGAUUUCAAAAAUCCUGGCAUCAUCGACAUAAAACUGGGUUCACACAACUUCAACUACAGCAUGAACUACGGUGAAAUCGAUGACCACUUAAAGCUGAAGUGCAUCGACACGUACCGCGAGAUGAAGCACAAGUACCGAGACUCAGUAUCCAACAAAAAGCCUUUCGACUAUCAACUGGACCUGAACGCUUCAGAGCUAGGGCUCCCGGAGUCGUACAAGAGUCUCGACGCGAACACGCUGCAGUCCGUGUUUAAGUCGUGGAGGCAGAGGCAAGUGGCCCUGGAGACCACCGAGCAGGAACUCGGGUUCAGAAUAUCCUCAAUAUACUUCGAACUUCCUGACAAGAAGUACCUGAUAACGAGCGCCGAGGCCAAGCAGUUGAGCAAGUCCGAGACAGUGAACAUCCUCAAGGACAUACUCAACCUUAACAAGGACGAGAAGUUCAGCUUGAAGUUCGUCGACUUCCUGAAUCGGCUUAAGAGCUGGAUCCUACUGCAGACCUCAGUAUCAAUAGUAGCCUCGUCCAUCCUCAUCAUUUUCGACCAAGACGACUUGCAACACUAUAAAAUCAAGUGGAUCGAUUUCACACACAUAAAUCACAAUUCCAUGAAUGUAAGUCAUCCGAUUUAUCAUUAG
Messenger RNA from Theileria orientalis strain Shintoku, 1083 nucleotides. RefSeq lists its product as hypothetical. The transcript has 5 exons. The record is from RefSeq and is a predicted model, not a curated record. Gene Ontology annotation, biological process: inositol phosphate biosynthetic process. Gene Ontology annotation, cellular component: nucleus; cytoplasm. Lineage: Eukaryota; Apicomplexa; Aconoidasida; Piroplasmida; Theileriidae. Bases 1 to 1083 code for a protein of 360 amino acids. Gene Ontology annotation, molecular function: inositol-1,4,5-trisphosphate 3-kinase activity; inositol tetrakisphosphate kinase activity.